Andrographis paniculata is the source of this 2664-nucleotide messenger RNA. RefSeq names its product SH3 domain-containing protein 2-like. NCBI's taxonomy places the organism in Eukaryota, Viridiplantae, Streptophyta, Magnoliopsida, Lamiales, Acanthaceae. The coding region runs from base 62 to 1162 and encodes 366 amino acids. Gene Ontology annotation, molecular function: protein binding. The record is from RefSeq and is a predicted model, not a curated record. The transcript has 11 exons.
UUCGAAUUUGAAAAACCUCACGUUCUCUUUUCUUCACUUUCGCUCCUUCUCUCAGACUGAGAUGGAAACCAUCCGAAAGCAAGCUACGAAGCUCAGGGAACAAGUAGCAAAGCAGCAGCAAGCUGUUCUGAAGCAAUUUUCUGGUGGAUCAGAUAAUAUCACGCCUGAUGAAACUGAAUUCCAACAGCAUAAAAAAUUAGAGAAGCUGUACAUAUCUACGCAUGCUGCCAAGCACUUUCAAAGAGAUGUAGCUCGAGGCGUAGAGGGCUAUAUUUUAACUGGAUCGAAGCAGGUUGAAAUUGGUACUAAGUUGUCAGAUGAUAACCAGAAGUAUGGAUCUGAAAACACAUGCACUAGCGGCAAUCGUUUGUCGAGAGUGGCCUUAUGUUAUAGUAGAGCACGGAUUCAAAUAGAAAAACAGCAUGACAAUCUUCUCAGAGUGCUUGGAACACAGGUUUCAGAUCCAUUGAAGGCAAUGGUUAUGGGAACCCCAUUAGAAGAUGCUCGACAUAUUGCACAGAAAUAUGAUAGAGCGAAGCAAGAAGUUGAAGCUCAGGUCAUUGAUAUUGCCAGGCGGCAAGCAAGAGUUAAAGAAACAAAAGUUAAUUCAGAUAACAUAUUAAAGCUGGAAGCUGCAGAAACAAAGCUUCAUGAGCUUAAGUCAAAUAUGGUUUCCUUAGGUAAAGAAGCAGCUGCCGGAAUGGCGGCUGUUGAGCAUCAACAGCAAAGAUUGACUCUUCAUCGACUAAUAGCUAUGGUUGAAGCUGAGAAAGAUUAUCAUCAGAAUGUACUUCAGAUACUCGAUCAGCUAGAGGGGCAGAUGUUGGCCGAGCGUCAACCCACCGAAGCUCCAACUCCAGCUGCAAACAAUACGAUGUCCCCUCAACAUGCAUACGCUGGUACUGAAGAUUUGUCCACGUCUCGCUCAUACAAAGGAUUUGCUGACAAUAUGGGUUACUUCUUGGGGGAGGUUAUUCAUGCAUACCAAGCUGAAACCGAUGUGGAACUGACUUUAGCAGUUGGUGAUUAUGUUGUUGUUAGAAAGGUGAGCAAUAACGGUUGGGCCGAAGGUGAAUGCAAAGGAAAGGCAGGGUGGUUCCCUUUUGGAUACAUCGAGAGGCGGGAGCGCAUUCCUGCAAGCAAAGUGGCUGAAGUUUUUUGAUCUCGAAUUAUGAUGAUGAUUAACAAAGUGACAAGAGUUAACUUUUUGGAGAUUUCCCUGUUCAUUGGCUGGUGGGUCGAAUAUUGCUUGUCUAAUAAAGAAAGUUCCAAACAAGGUCUCAUUAGUUUAAUUAAGAAUGACAAGAAAUCAGGAUACAAUAAAACCCUUGAUUUAUUAUUAUAGCUGGUUGAGAUAUACACAGACAAAAAGAUAGAAGUUGCGAUGGUAAACAUAAAUCUAGAUCACACACUAAAAGCAGGAAACCUUUGGGAAAUGGGAUGGGAGAACCAGACACGAGGAAAUGGGGUGCUGCUUAAAUUUAAUAUUACAAAAUUCUUGAUCUGUUCGAGGCAUUUGGAGAUGGGAUAGUCUGAGGAACAGCAAAACAGUUGUCUUGAUCCCUUUUUCUUGUAGAUCUGCUGUUGCUAUUAUUGGUAAAUUCUUUGAAUGACUGUUCCCCUAAUCCACCCGGAUUUUGUUGGGGCACCCAAAUUUCCAUUUUCCCAGUGGGAAAAUAUCCACUCGUAUAGCUGGAAUUGGUUGCCCAGUCACUAUCCCAGAGUGGGAGCAAUUCAUUUUCUCCAUCCUGAAAAGAAAUUUGGUUUUUGUAUUGGUUUGUGAUUUUCAUUGAAAUCUGAGUAUGUAAGAAAGUUGCAGCAGACCUUGAAGAUGUAGGAAGAGUCUAGAAACUCAUCAAAAUGCCAUCCGGGUUCUGUGAAAGUGCCGCUGAAACUCUUCUCGCUUUCACCUGUUGUACCCUUCGCAGUGGAUGGUGUACUUACUGUACAGACAGGUUCACUGCUGUUGCUUAAACCCGAGGUUGCCGAUUCCGGCGAGGACGGCGGCGCGGCAUACAGCGAAGUCGUCGGAGAAAGUUUCACGCCGGCGAGGAGAAACCUGGCGUGCUUCCGUGUGUGCUCAUUAGCUCGGUGUAUUGCGCCGUCGCACUCUCUGCACAUAAUCGCCCUGUCCUGUUGGCAGAACAGAAAAGCCUUCCUCUCCUAGCAAUGAAAAAUUCAGAAGAAUCAAUCAACAGAAGAACAGAUGAAGAAGACGACGAUGAGAGUUAGGUUUGAAAAAUGUCACCUGGCAAAUAUCACAGACCGGAGCUUGUUUCGGCGACGGCGAGUGUAUCAACGUGAACCGGUGGUGUUUUCCGGCGAGCUUGUUCGCGUGGUGGACGCGGCGGUCGCAGGCGGCGCAGAGAGCGGCUUCAUCGGCGACGCAGAACACCGCCGCUCCAUCGCGGCCGCAGACAUCGCACUGGAUCUUCAUCCGAAUACCUAAUUGGGAAAGAAAUGGAAAAUGGGGGAAGUAAGGACGUGUUUGUGUUGAAUUUAUUAAAUUACUGAAUUACUACAUUUGCACAUAGCAUAUAGCAUUUGUUUAUUAUUAGUUGAAAUUGGAAAGCUGAUGGCCGGCCAAACAGGCGGUGCCACGUCGAUGGUUGGAACAGUUGAUAAUAAUUUUCUGCGAUUAGUUUAAUGACUAACAAUUAAUCA